Molecule: messenger RNA, 975 nt
Organism: Fusarium venenatum
Lineage: Eukaryota; Fungi; Ascomycota; Sordariomycetes; Hypocreales; Nectriaceae
Product: P-loop containing nucleoside triphosphate hydrolase protein
Molecular function (GO): GTP binding
Source: RefSeq, a predicted model, not a curated record
AUGGAUGACCAGAGCGACGGCGUUAUCCUGGUCAUGGGUGUAACUGGUGCUGGAAAAAGCUACUUUCUGAACCAGCUAAAGCGUCAUUCGGUCGUAGAGGGCCAUUCCCUAUUUUCUGAAACUCGUGAGUGUCAGGCAGUUGAGAUAAUUCUCGAUGAUGAAGACCAGAAGCGAAGUAUCACGGUUGUCGAUACGCCAGGCUUUGAUGACACAGAACGAUCUCAAGCGGAUAUUCUCGCAGAGAUCACUAAUUAUCUGGCGGCUCAACAUCUCUCGGGCUUACCGCUCCGAGGAAUUCUGUAUCUGCACAAGAUUACGGAGAAUCGAAUGACCAGAACGUCGCAAGAUUACCUUCAACUUCUUCAGGAUAUUGUUGGAGAUGAUGCGCUCAAGAAUGUCAUUCUAGUCACAACCAUGUGGAAUACUCUUCGUCCCGAAGACCGCAAACGUGCUGUACAUCGUGAGCAGGAACUUCUCAAUAACUUCUGGAGCCCAAUGAUAAACAAAAGCGCAUUCGUUGCACAGUUUAACGGCACAGCCGAGUCAGCCUACAACCUGGUCUAUCAGCUCGCAGACCAGGAGAGUGUCGUUCUUGACAUUCAGAAGGAAAUUGUUGAUCAGGAUCGAUCGAUCAUCGAAACUGCCACUGGAAUCAGCCUGGUCCGACAGCUCCAAAAGGACCAUGAGCCGUAUCAACUCAAGUUGUGCAACCUUCGUGAUGAGUUGGAGCGAAUACAAGGGUUGCAACCACCAGACAAGGCAGAGCUACGUCGGCUGAAGAGUGAGAUUGAUCAAACUGAGAAGCUUCUACGAACCAUGAGUGACUCGGUCAAUCGGCUACGAAUUAAGCCCGGUGCCCCAAUGCGACUUCGCAUGAAGCAGGCUAUAAGGGAAUCUGGUCAGACUGCUGCAAUGGUUCUUGGCUUAGUAUUGAACGUGACAUACGUUGCAGUCAAGCUCAGUCUGGGAAUUUAA